Arachis stenosperma is the source of this 3597-nucleotide messenger RNA. RefSeq lists its product as uncharacterized. The transcript is spliced from 2 exons. The record is from RefSeq and is a predicted model, not a curated record. Lineage: Eukaryota; Viridiplantae; Streptophyta; Magnoliopsida; Fabales; Fabaceae. Bases 834 to 2033 code for a protein of 399 amino acids.
AAGUUAGGCGCCAGCUCUCAUAAAUUGCCUAAUUCCUAACUGAAUCACGUGAAUCCUGCACCAAAUCACUGUGAUUCCAUUCCCCAACCCUGCAGUUGCACAUAUUCACUUCCCCAUUUUUUACUAUCCCUCAAACCCCAUCCCAACCCUUCCUUUUUCCUUCCCCGUCUACCCUCCCCUGACCAAUAUUCCUAUCCCGUAACCCCAGCUGCGAUACCCCUCCCUUCCAACCCUCUUCCACCUUGACCGAAUCCCCUACCCAUUCCCUGAUCCCCUCCCUUUUUCCCUUUCCUAUCUAUUUCCAACCCUUCCUUUUUCCUUCCCCAGACCAACCCGUGAACCCUGCUCCUGCCUUGUUUCAUUCCUUCCCAACAAAGCCCCUCACCAACACCCAAACCCACCCAUGAUCAAGCCAUCCCCCCUCACCUAUAUAAAGACCCCCCUUCCAUUCCAUUAUCACACAACAAAUCCCUUCCCUUAACCCUCCACAAUUCCCCUUCUAACCACAACAACACAUUAGUCCUUCCCCAAGCUAACUACACCCAGCCACAUCAACCCCCUGCCUAUAUAAAUACGUCCCCUUUUCUAUACACAUAACCACCCCCCUUCUUUCAUUACCCCACCUCUGUGCGCCCCUUUCCCUUUUUUUAUUUUUUUAUUUAUUUAUUAGUUUAACUCAAAAGAAAAAAUUUAAUUUAAUUUUACUUCAUUAUUUUAGAUUUCUUCAUCUUUUCCUCUGUCUUACUCUUUGUAAUUCUCUAAUUUGUUCGAAGACGAGCAAAAAUUUUAAGUUUAGUGUUAUCGUUUUGCUUGUUAUUUUUCUGCCCAUUGUAAUGGCACCAAAAACUAUUAAGUCCUCAAGGAAGAGGAAAGGCAAAGAGCCAGCCACCAGUUCUUAUAAUGCACAGAGGUUCCGCUCCAAGCUCCAUGAAAAACACUUUUAUGAGAAUACUUACAAGAAAGCUGUAACUCCGGAAGUGAGAUUUGCGCUUCAACCGGAUGAAUAUCCGGAAAUUCAAUUUCAGAUUCAGAGGAGAGGAUGGCAAUUUAUGUGCAACCCGCACACUGAAGUUGGACAAUUAAUGGUCCAAGAAUUUUAUGGCAAUCUCUGGGUUGCUUACAAGGAUGUUGACGGGAUCAAUGAAAAGAACUACCAAAGCUAUGUGAGAGGAAAGGUCAUUGAUUUCAGUCCAAGAAGCAUCCGACAGGUCCUCCAUCUGCCACCUCCAGAUCAUAUAUCUGCUUGCUACAGUGAGAGGAUGCAUAGAAAUCAGCAACUGGAACAAGUACUUGAAGAAAUAUGCAUUCCGGGUUCUCAGUGGAGAACAGGUGCAGAGGGGAAGCCGAACCAACUAAAGAGCACUGAUCUUCUCCCUAUAGCUAGGGGAUGGUUAGACUUCAUCCGAAGGUCUAUCAUGCCAACUAGCAACCGGUCUGAAUGCACUGUGGACCGGGCUGUCAUGAUUCACUGUAUCAUGAAAGGAGAAGUAGUGGAGGUAGAGGACAUUAUUCCAGAACAGAUAUAUAACAUUGCCUCCAAUCCUCUAAAGAAGGCUAGGCUUGGUUUUCCACAUCUGAUUUAUCGUCUGUGUGAAGCAGCAAAGGUAAAGAUGGAUAAUGACUUCCCCAUUCCUGUUGAGAGGCCAAUUACUAAGAAGACCAUGGAGCAUCUUAGGGAACACCACAGGGUCCCCAGAAAAGAUCAAGCUGAGGAGGAAGCUCAACAGGAUCAACCUCCAUUACCUCAAGGGCAUUACUUCCCACCUCAGGAGUACUGGCAGCAGCUUAUUUCCUCUAUUGAACAGAUGAGAAUCACACAGGAUAACCGUUGGCAGCAGUUCAAUGCAUCCAUAGAGCAGAUAAGGGUGACACAAGACAACCGCUGGGAGUAUCUCACCUCCACCCUUGAUCAGAUGAGGGCUGUCCAGGACUCUCAGCGCCAGGAGAUUUUCCAGCUGAGACAGUACUUUGGCCAUCUGAAAGGACCAUAUGGACCACAGCCAGAGGAGAGAGAUCCCCACCAUGGAGACUGAGUGCAUAUUUGAAUUUGAAUCAAAGGAUGUUGAUGCAUGAGGAACAAGAAUUUAAAGAACUAUUAUGAAUUCUCUGAAGUAAACAAAAGCUUAAUCCUUGAAGCAAAAGAAAAUAAAGAAAAGCAAGGUUCAAGGCUCUGAGCAUCAAUAACUAGGGAGGUCAGACAUGAUUAAAAGUUCAAAGAGUUGUUUCCCUAGUCAUAUGUUUGUGGUGUAAAUAUGUCAAGUUAUCCUUGAGAGAAAGCACUAAGAGUCGAGAUCAAGUGCAUUUAAUAGAGUAUGCCAAAGGUUUUGAGCACCAUUGUCUAGGAGUAGCUGAAAGAAAAAUCAGAACCAAAAGAGAGUUUUCCAGUUAAGUGCUUAUGGUAUUUUUGUGUCAAGUAAAGUUUGAGACAAAGCAUUUAAAGUCACGGCUAAGUUCAAGGUGCAAAGAACCAAAGAAAAGAGAAUGAAAAAAUUUUACUGUGUUCAAGGAUUAAUCUAAGGUAAAAAGGCCAGAGAAUUCAUAAUAUUAUCCGGACUCUAAUUCCAAAUGACAAAAAGGACAGUGACAUUCCUCAGAUUCAAACGAUAGUGAGAUGCCGAACCUAUUCAAAAUUGCAGUAUAUAAACUCCACUUUAAGAAGAGACAGGAGCUUAAUCGAGUACUCACUUCUCGUGCAAAUUCACAUCCUAAAUCUACAUUAGUUUUGAUUGCUUGAGGACAAGCAACAGUUCAAGUUUGGUGUUGUGAUGCGUGAGCAUCUUUUCUAUCUUUUCCAAGUGAAUUUGUAUUCAAAUUGUUAAGUUUAAUUAAAAUUUAAAUGCCUUUUAGUCACUAUGAAUGCUACUUUGAGUUGUGUGCAAUUCUAUUUAUUUCAGGUAGCAUUCGGAUGGAUUUGACGGAAUUUUUAUAGAAGAGAAGAAAGUGAAUGAUGCUGUCAACCAUGACCUCCUAGCACUCCAACGGAAAUAACUUGAGUUACAGAGGUCCAAUUGAUGGGAUUCUAGUGACAUUAAAAAAACUAACUUUAAGAGCUUUCCAACGAUGUAUAAUAGUAUACACUUCUUCUCCAACAUAUUCGGCCAUACUAGCGCCUGACUUGGCAAUUCUCAAGUUAAGCACCAGAAGAAGAACAAAGCCUCACUUGCUUGCUGCCAGGGUGGCGCCUAACUUCAGAAUUCUGAAGUUAGGUGCCAAGACAAAAGAGACGCAUCUAAGCUUGCUGCCAUAGUGGCGCCUAAUUUGGGAUUUUUCAAGUUAGGCGCCAGCUCAAUGAUUCACAAUGGUCCCCACAUCUCAAUUGAAGCUGCACGAAGAAGUUUAUUUAAUUUUGAUUAAGACUUUAAUUUAUUUAUAAAUAGAAAAAGAUAUUAUUUAGUUUUAGAAAAUAUAUUUUAUAUUAAUUAGGAUUAGAUAUAAAAAGGGAAAAGAAUCACUUCUCUCUUCUCUUAUCUCAUUCCGCACUUUACAGUUUUUCAAAAUCCUUCUUUUCUCUCUGAACCAUGAGCAACUAAACAUCUACUGUUAAAGUUAGAAACUCUGUUUAUUCUAUGGAUUAAUAAUAUUACUUUUCUAUUUUAA